This is a messenger RNA of Neopelma chrysocephalum (saffron-crested tyrant-manakin), 865 nucleotides long. Its product is annotated as ras association domain-containing protein 1-like. Gene Ontology annotation, biological process: Ras protein signal transduction. The transcript has 5 exons. Lineage: Eukaryota; Metazoa; Chordata; Aves; Passeriformes; Pipridae. The annotation marks the transcript as partial. The record is from RefSeq and is a predicted model, not a curated record. Gene Ontology annotation, cellular component: nucleus; microtubule cytoskeleton.
GCGUCGCUGGCCCUGCGGCGGGGCGGCGCGGGGGGCACGGGGGGCAGCACGGCCAGCAGCGGCUACUGCAGCCAGGAGGACUCCGACUCCGAGCCCGAGCUCUUCUACACCGCCCGCACCUCCCUCGGCCGCCGCCCACGUCGCCGCCAGGAUGAGCCCAGCGAGUGGGAGAAGACAGAGCUGGACCAGACGCAGGUGGAGCAGCGGAUCAAGGAGUACAACAGCCAGAUCAACAGCAACCUCUUCAUGAGCCUGAACAAGGACGGCUCCUACACCGGCUUCAUCAAGGUGCAGCUGAAGUUGGCGCGCCCCGUCUCGGUGCCGGCCACCAAGAAGGGCCCCGCCUUGCAGGCGGGGCGGCCACACACCCAGGGCGUGAAGCGCCGGACCUCCUUCUACCUGCCCAAGGGCACCGUGAAGCACCUGCACAUCCUGUCGCACACCCGUGCCAGCGAGGUCAUCGACGCCCUCCUCCGCAAGUUCACCGUCGUUGACAACCCCCGCAAGUUUGCCCUCUUCGAGAGGUCUGAGAAGGAUGAGCAAGUGUACCUGCGGAAGCUGGGUGACGAGGAGCAGCCCCUGUGGCUGCGGCUGCUGGCCGGCCCCAGCGAGAAGGUGCUGAGCUUCGUCCUGAAGGAGAACGAGACCGGGGAGGUGAACUGGGACGCCUUCACGCUGCCAGAGCUGCACAACUUCCUGCGCAUCCUGCAGCGGGAGGAGGAGGAGCACGUCCGGCGUCUGCGGCACCGCUACGCUCGCUGCCGCCAGAAGAUGCAGGAGGCGCUGGCCACGCGCACGCCGGGGUGACCACGACGCCCGCGCCCGAAGCGAGCCAGUGCACCGGGACUCUCGUCCGCCGGCGGGU